Messenger RNA from Mya arenaria, 2270 nucleotides. RefSeq lists its product as uncharacterized. The record is from RefSeq and is a predicted model, not a curated record. The coding region runs from base 136 to 1671 and encodes 511 amino acids. The transcript has 5 exons. Lineage: Eukaryota; Metazoa; Mollusca; Bivalvia; Myida; Myidae.
CUUGUAGCCAUAAACUUACCUAUAAAACCUCAAACUUAGACGAAAAACGGCAUUUAAAAAGCAGAUUUUGUUGCAUUGCUAGCAAAAAACUAUUGACAUAUUAAACGUACUUUUAUAGUGGUGCUCAGACUAAAAAUGGCGAGGACGGAUUAUGUGAAUACCUUCGUCUUGGCGAUGGUCUUUAUUCCUACAAGUGUCCUAAGCUUGUCAUGUUCGUGUCACCAAAACUGGACGCAUAUUCUCACAACUGGCACGGAUGGUGUGGUCACAUUUGGUUCCAAGUCUGACCUCAUCUCCGCGGCCAUGACCGGAAGUGACGUCAGAAUACAGAUGAAGGAUGAUUACUUCACUAGCGUCCAAAACCUCCAUACUGUCGGGGAUAAUAUCUGCGGACAGGCCUUGUUUCACAUCAGUAAAGCUUCGUGGAAAACUUUCCAAGGAAAUGCGUACUGGUGGUUCCUCAACGUUUGCACGACUGGACGUUUCCAAAUGAUGCGUUAUUACGUCGGCAACCACGUAUCGGCAGGUGCGAACUUCUUAACAUGGCAGAUCAAGUGGUUUGUGAGGGAUAGCGGGCCAUCCGUAUAUAAACACACGAGCGGCGGAACUACUUUGAAUGGACAUUUGAAUGACGUAAUCACUGACGUCAGACACGGCGCUGACGUUCGUGGAGUGUUGGAGAGUUUGGGUUACACUGCAAAAAUGGAUAACGUACAGAUCUCCGAUACCGGUAACCUGGUUGUUGGUCAGGCCGUUUGGCAUGUCAGUCAGAGUUUAGCCCCGCCCAAUAUCGAGUUCCAGGGCAACGACUAUUGGUGGUUCAGUAAUUUCGCCUCAGACGGAGGCCAUUACAUGUCUAGGUGGAGAAUAGGGGAACACACCUCUGUUGGUGCCACCAAUGAAAACAGGCAAAUAACGUGGUACACGGAUACGUGUUGGCAGCUGGCUUAUCAGCACGACUCGGCCGGAAACGAGCUGCAGGGCUCGCUAGAUAUUCUGCGAUCUGCUGCAGAGCGCGGUCAUCGUGUGAAGAUCAUGAUUGGUGACACGUCCGUGGAGCCCGAACAGGUGAGCGUCCGCGGCGGCCACGUCAACGCCAUGAUCAUAAGCAAGGUUUUGAAGGCCAACAGUAACAUCAAGGAGUUUGAAUCUACAGGAGUCUGGGACUGGAGCAUGGUGACAACGACUGGAACACAGACAACACUGAAGUUGCGCGUCGGAGAAGCAACGGAGACAGCGGACAGCCGCGCCACCACUGCGACGGCAGUGAAGUGGUUCAUAGACACGCGGCCUUGGCGGAAGGUCCUGGCUCACAACAAAGCCGGCACGGUUACUUCCGGUUCUAAAGUGGCGCUAACGGACGCUGUGAAGCUAGGCGCGAGAGUUAGAUACAUUAUGCGAUUUGAUGGUUCCGAUUCAAUAACUGUUCAGGAAGCAGAUAAUAUUGCCAUUAAUGGUGCAGAUGUUAGCGCCACUCACGUUCGCUCUGUAAGUCUGGAAGCGACCCCCGACUCCACGGCGGAGUUUCGCUUCCAGAAUAAUCCGUACUGGUGGUUCAGCAUCGCUGCCACCACGGGUUCCGUUGACAUGUCCCGAUGGACGGUCGGGGAACACACAGACAGGGGGCACAGCAGUCAGACCGCUGCCAUAGAGUGGUUCGUCAACUUUUAAAGGGCAACUGCUGAACACACGAUAUUGUUGGUGAUAUAACUCGGAUUCUUAUUGCCACUGGACGUGAUCGCUGCCAGAAUCGCUUCCAUUAGAUGUUAAGUGUUUCUUUUAAAUGACAAGGCCUUAACAUCUUUGAAAAACACACAAGUUUUAAUUUAUAUAUGAAUUACACACAACGACCCUAAUGUCCUGCCUGCGAUUUUGUCAGAUAAGGACUUCACUUGUUGCCACCAUACAUACCAAUUGACAUGUUAUUCUAAAACUUCCAUACGGUAAUAAAACAAAUAUCUCUUAACGAAAGAUUUUAUGAAUUAGGUAAUAUUGAUAAAAUUAAAAAAUAUAUAUAUAUAUAUGUACAUUAGUUCUAUAAUUUGCUAAGAACAAUUACAUAAUAUUGAUCACGUUCAGUUUGCUUUUAUUUAUUAAUCGAUCACCUAACACACAAGAGUAUAUGUAGUCAUAUUUUACAAUGUAAACAAGUAAGAUCAUUUUAAAAGAUUGCUUAAUCCAGUGGUUUUGAUUGUUGUAAAAUAUUUAUUUUAUUGUUGUAUUACAUAGUUGCAUAAAUCGAUAACAUUUUAAUAAAAUGUUUCAGUGAG